AUGGUGGCCACCAGGCGCGCGGCGGCCCGGAGCCGGGCGGGGGCAACGCGGGCCAGGAGAGGUAGCGGUAGCCCCUCGGGGACCGAACCAGCCGAGUCUUCGGAGAUGGCGUCUGCUGAAAUGAGUACUCCUGUGUCUGUAAGGAUGACUAGAAGAACAACUAAAUCAAUUUGUAAGCCAGAGGUAGUUCAGGAAUCUCAGUUUGAAGAAUUGGAGCAUGCAGAAGCAAGGUCGAAUGUCAGUGAUAGUUUAGAGGUACAAAUCGCUAGAAAUGACAACACAGCUGUUCAUUCAGCACAGUCGGUUACUGAAUCACAAGCUGAUGGGGAUGUGUCAGAAACAGAAUUAAACUGCUCUGAUAUGUCUGGCCUUCAGACGCCUUUGUAUGUUAGAGUAACAAGAAGACGACAAAUUGUAGUUCCUUAUCAACCAGAUUAUCCUGGCAAAAAAAAACGUGACAAGACAGUUUUUCUAAAUAAGUUAAGCAGGAUUCUGGAUGAAGAUGGUGUCUCUGAAGCUGAGUCUUGUUCCUCUGCUGUUUCUGGUGUCCACAUGCCUAAUGUUCCCAGAAGCACGCCCAGAAGGCGGCAAAGCAAAAAGAAAAUGCAGCCAUGUACAGUCCAUGAAGACCAGAGUGAAGAUGUUUCUGAUGCAGAGUCAUACUUAAGUACUCAUAGGGAACCACCUGUCAUUACCAAACGAAUUACUAGGAGCAUGCACAUAAAAUCACAAGCAGAAAAUACUAAGCAGACUGAAAAAGGAAGCAGAAUUGUUUCAGAAGAUGAAGAUGUAACUAAGGACACCGUUAAAUCUGAGCUAGAAAUAAUUCCUGAUUCUAGACCUGCUGCAGAACUUGUGCCUGACACAGAAGGUGCCUCUGUCACUGAAAAUAAUAAAGAAUCCAAUUCACUUAAAAGCAAAUAUUUUUCAAGAUCUGCUGACACAAGCCAGAGUGAAGAAGUGAACAAAGAGGUUUUGAAUGAUGUGACACCUAACAGUCUUAGAAAAAUGAGACAAAGUAACAUUGAAUCACCUGGGAAAAAAUCAAUUAAAAAAAGAGAUACUGUUGGAGUAGAUGAUUUGGGGGAAGCAUGCGGCCAAAUACAAGAAGAACACUGUGGAAUACUUAUAAAGGAGGGGAAAUUUGAGCAUAUGGAUCUUCCUUUGGAUGAUUGCCUGAGUUCCAAAGGCUUUUUAGAAUCCCCAGAGCAAGUAACGCUACAGAAAAGUAAAAAAAUUCCAGAAUGCAAAAAAGCAGAUGUUGAGGCUGAUGCACAGCAGUCUUUCACUCAUGCUGAUAAAUUAAGAAAGGGUAAGCGAAGUAGUGCAGUCAUCAGUCCCCAAAAGGAUACAGUUGUUGCACAAAGCGCUGAUCACGUUGAUAGAUGCAGUACACUGAAGACCAGUAUGGUCAGUGGUGAAGAACAAACAGGAGAGUAUGUUGAAUCUUUGUCUCAAAGCAGUAAGAGAUCAAGUCAUGGAAACAAUUCUCUUGUGUUUCUGAGCAAAGAUAAGAGUGAUGAACGUGAAAAUUGUGAUGUGGCAGACAGAGAUAUGGAAGAGAAUCUGUGUUAUAAAGAGGCAAUUAAGAGGACUCCUUCCCUCAAAAACUCUCUAAAAAACAGUUCACUGCAUGCUGAAGGGCUUUUUGUAAUUGAUACUGAGCCUGGCAUGAGUUCCAGCCGUAAGUAUUAUCUAGACCAGGUAGACCAAGAUAGUGAUGCUGAAAGUAAGCAAGAAGUACAUGAAAAAGAUGAAGAGUCCUCAGAUCUGGAAGAGACUGGAGAGGAAUUGAUAGAUGAAGAUGAGAAAGAUGAAGAUGAUGAUUUGUUGGAAGAUAAGAUUGAUGUUUUACAUCUUUCCAGCAAGAUAGACCCUGGUUUGAAUAUCAAGAAGCUUGGAGGUUUAUAUAUUAGUUUUGAUGCAAAAAAACAGAAGCUUAAAUCAAGUGUAAUUAAACAACCGAAGCAGAAAAAGAAGGACCAGCUCUUGCAGAAGAGUAUAAUAACUCCAGAUUUUGAAAAAAAGGAAUGCGUCCCACCCUUCAGGGAAUCCCUUCACCAGCUAAAGAAACAGCGAAGGGCAGAGCGAGAGAAAACAACGGGUGAUGGUUGGUUUGGUAUGAAAGCCCCAGAAAUCACAAGUGAACUGAAAAAUGAUCUUAAAGUUCUGAAGAUGAGAGCUUCGUUGGACCCUAAGCAUUUUUACAAGAAGAAUGACAGAGAUGGUCUACCCAAGUACUUCCAGAUUGGAACUGUGGUUGAUUCUCCCAUAGACUUCUACCACAGUCGAAUCCCUAAGAAACAAAGGAAGAGAACAAUUGUUGAAGAGCUGCUUGCGGAUUCUGAGUUUAGAAGAUAUAAUAAAAAGAAGUAUCAGGAGAUCAUGAGUGAAAAAGCAGCUUUUGCAGCAGGGAAGAGAAAUCGGAAGAUGAAGAAAUUUCGCAAUUAAGACUUGAAGAAAAAUAACA
This is a messenger RNA of Indicator indicator, 2470 nucleotides long. It is a transcript of the gene DNTTIP2, whose product is annotated as deoxynucleotidyltransferase terminal interacting protein 2. The coding region runs from base 1 to 2451 and encodes 816 amino acids. Gene Ontology annotation, cellular component: nucleolus. The transcript is spliced from 7 exons. The record is from RefSeq and is a predicted model, not a curated record. NCBI's taxonomy places the organism in Eukaryota, Metazoa, Chordata, Aves, Piciformes, Indicatoridae. Gene Ontology annotation, biological process: RNA processing. Gene Ontology annotation, molecular function: RNA binding.